Molecule: messenger RNA, 4950 nt
Organism: Dermacentor silvarum
Lineage: Eukaryota; Metazoa; Arthropoda; Arachnida; Ixodida; Ixodidae
Gene: TAF1B
Product: TATA box-binding protein-associated factor RNA polymerase I subunit B
Exons: 1
Coding region: 90-2048 (652 amino acids)
Biological process (GO): RNA polymerase I preinitiation complex assembly; nucleolar large rRNA transcription by RNA polymerase I
Cellular component (GO): RNA polymerase transcription factor SL1 complex; RNA polymerase I core factor complex
Molecular function (GO): RNA polymerase I core promoter sequence-specific DNA binding
Source: RefSeq, a predicted model, not a curated record
CUGCACCGUGCUGUUUGCCGUUUCAUACAUGGGCCUCGGCGCGACUCGCCCUGCGUCACCGCAAUUAACUGCCUCCCAGUAGUGCUGCGAUGGUUGUGUGCGCGUCAUGUGGCGGCGAGGACUUCGAAGAAGUCUCGGGCCUCUUCUACUGCUCCGAGUGCAACACCCAAAGCCAAGAGGUGCGCGUCGAACAAGUGGACGACGAGGGUGCCGCACCACCUCCGCACGUCGGUCGCGCCUCUCCGCGGCAGUCGCGCAAGGAGACGGGCGACAAGCCGCAGGAGAGCAAGCGCCACUACCAGACGAACGAACUGUUCAACAUAAUUCUCGUGCGUCAAGUCGACGCGCUCGUAUCGCUGGGCGCGUCUCCAGAACUACGCGGGGUCGUGUGUCGGCUGUGGAUGGACUACCUCGUCAAGCUAGAAGCCGUGAGUCGCGUCGAAGGCGACGAGCGAACACCCCGCAUCGGGGCCGCGAACCGCUGGAGCGACUUGCGAACUGUCGAAGAGCUCCUCGCGACGUCCGAAUCGAACGAACGCAAGCGAAAGAAACUGCAGAAAGCGCUGUUUGGCUCGGGUGUAAGGACGCGACUCACGCCACGCUCGUCUCGCCGUCGCAAGCAGCUCAGGAACCGCUGCGUGGUGGCUCGAGCGCGCAAUCUUGACUCGGAGUGCGAGGACGUCCUGGAAGAAGAGGCCGCCGCAGCUACGGAAGGAGAACAGGCCUCCGACGACGAAUGGGAGGACUUUAGGUCGACCGCGGCCAAGGAGUACCUCGAGCUCGUGUCCGGCCGUGGUUUCAACGUGCACGACAAGAAAGUCGGCCGGGAAACUGAGGUCACUGUGGUAACUCUCCAACGGCUCUUGUGCGUUCUCUAUUUGGGCGUUUUGAUUACUGGAGAUCCCAUCUUGCUGACUGAUAUCUUGAGGUGGGCCCGGGAUGGGCACCUGCCGUACCUGCAUGUCAUGAAGCUCCUGCCCCAGGACGCCAAGCUGUGGGGCCAACAGUGGCGAACGUUCGUGAGACUGGCGAUGCCCACGAUCGACGAACUUUCAGCGCAGGCGGCCCACUUGGCUCACUUCCUCGGAGUCCGGAACGAACUGAAACAGCCACCACUCCUACCGAUCGUCAUGCGCCUCGUGGCGGACCUCAACCUCCCUCUAGAGUUUGUGAACGUCUGCGAGCAGGUUCUUCGCACCCAUCCCGACAUGGUGACUCGCUGGGACGAGCCACCCACCCGAACAUCGCGCUCCGUGCCCCUUUUUUCUCCCGUCUGUGAAGUCAGGGCUGCAGCUCUCCUUCUGCUGUCCCUGAAGCUUACGUUUGGGCUGAAUGGCAGCAGGGAGAAACAGUUGUCGCAAGCCGUUGAGGAGUUGGCUAGCCGUCAUCCCGGAGCGAACCUAUUCGUGUGGGCACGCUGGGAGAAACACAUGCGUGCCAGGGUCCUUUUGCUGCGUUCGAGCUGCUACAUCUUCGAGCCCAAGGACCUCGAUGACAUCAGGGACGUGGGUGUCUUGUUCCGUCAUCCUGACAGCAUUCCAGGUGACCGUUGCAUGGUCACAAAGGCGCUAAGGGAGGGUCUGCAGAAGUCAUUUCGGGAGAUGCAUGAGAGGGAGCUUGCCUUUCAAAGCGUGCCUGCAACCAGCUUUGCAAUCUCGCCAGCCGUACGGUUCUUCUCUCAAAGCAUGGCGGUUUCUUCAGGGCUGAGAGCAGUAUUGGAGGAAUCAUUUCUUGACGAGGACGUGACGUAUCUCACCCGCGCCAGUGAUGGCGUCGCAUCUCUUGGAGGUUGGGCUGAGUUGUGUCAAAGGGAGCCGGAGUUUGCGGCCAUUGUGCACGACAGUUGUGACCGGUACUGGACGGUCGCAUUGAGGAGAGUUUAUGAUAUGAAGUAUUCCACUAUUGUGCAACACUCGCUCCCUAAAAUUUUCCGAUUUCUAUUGGAGGUAAUUGCAGCUAUAACACAUUGCCCCCCAAAGGAGCUGUACAGGGACCUUUUGCGUAUUGAAGCACUAUUUGUCAGGCAAGACCGUGUCUUUUAUACGUAGUAUGUUGCUUCACAUUGUCCUAAUAUUUUUUUGAAAAGACUGUUACACAUUGGUAUAUUUCCAUUGUUGCACAUUGCUGUGUAGGCUUAUAGGGUUGAGGCCAUGACAUGGCACGUGAGAUAUGCAUUUUUCAGCACCGGCCAUUGUUCUGUUGUUUCAUAAAUGGUCAGUAUUCCAAUGAAAUAGCAAGGCACUUCUAAAAGAAACCAUUAAAAUUUAGACCAUAUAGCGUCUUGUCUAGGGGGGGGUGCCCUCAUCACAGAAGCCACAUUUAUCAAAUGACCGUCUUAAUGCAACAGUGUGUAUUGAUGUAAAGUGACAUGUCUGUGCUGGGAACAGGAUUAUGCCCAUACAUUGUGUAUGCCACUGAGCAGACCAUAUGUGCUGCCUACUUGUUCAUGGUCUCCAGGCACUUUUCAAGCAAGAGUUGUCUACUUGCAGCAAUUGUCUUUUGUUAGGUUAGGUUGAAUUUAAAAUUCAUACAGAAUAAUAACUUGCAUUGACAUUGCCAUAGAUGCCAUGUUUUAGGACACCCGUUGUGGUUGCUUAGUGGCUUGGCGUUGCUAUGGUGGCCAGAAGGGGCAGUGUGACGAGUGGGAGUGAGUAGGGGCACCAAAUGGCAAUGAAACAUGGUGGUCUGCUCAGGUGGCACUGCGCGUGUUGGGAGUGUGUUCAGCGGUCUUGCUAUAGUCCGGCUGACGGCUGUACUUUCGUGUUUUCUGUGACUCCUGCAGCUGUUACGUGCUAAAGUUCGCACAUAUGGUGCACCUCAGUAAUUUUAUUUAUUUACCAAGUUUUGCGGGCUUGAAAUGAUACGCUAAUUUUGCCACGUGAUAAUCUAGAGUGGCUAGUAUUUGUAAGAUCAGUAAAUGGUUCUCCGGUUCCGCAUAAAGUUCGCAGCACACGCUGCGCCUCGAAAUUUUUUUAUUUGGGUAGACCCCGUGCUUGCUUUAGAAAAACACGCUCCACUUUCCACUGAAACUUAUUCUAAUUGCAUGUCCGAAUUUCCGAAGUGCGGUCUACAUUCAUAUGUUGUGUAAAUUGUAUGCUUCACAAGGGUGCAGCAAAAUAACGGUGCCUUUAUUCUGGCGGUGCUGCAACCGUGAAGCAUAAAUAGCCAGCAACCUCUUUUCACCAUUACGAGUAAUAAUAAUAUAAAAGAAUGGAGUACAGAUACAGUUGAUUUUGCAGAAACUUUUUUUUUUGUUAGCAUUUUCAUACCUCAGUUUGCCAGCAGGCCAGAAAAUGACAUUCGAGCUGGGGUUAGUAGUUAAAUUACUUUAAAGAAAUUAAGUUCAAGCGCGGCUUUUAAUAUCAAUAUAUGUUUACAUUGCAAGGCUACAGUCAUAAAGAGCAUAGCACGAAAAAAAUGUGCUCAGACUUUUUGCUCGGCCCAAGUCAUGGAUAGCAUGGACUAUAGGGUUUAAGAUCAUCUGUAAUCUCGCUUUUUCCAAGGUCUAACGGAAAUUGCACUUGUCUCGACCUCCUGGCACCUUCUUAGCUGUUUUUCCCUCUGUACAACUCUAAAUUGGUUGAGUGACUCGGUGCAAAAGUGCAAGUGUGUCAGCACAAAAAACUGAACUUCUUUGCUAUUAGUGCUUCGCAGUGGUUUUCGUGGUUAACUUGAUGAAGCUUUACAGUGCUCAGAAACACCAUAAGAUCAUGUAUGCUAAAAGCCUACCGCUUCUCAGUAGAAAAAAAUAAAAGUAAACAUCCUCCAUAUGUCAUUAAAGUACAGCCAAGUCAACCCCAGGAUGCAACAAACCUCCCUGAUCAAAAUGCUUAAUAAGCUGAUUAUGUUUGCCGCACACUACGUUUUGCUUUCUUGUGGCAAGUUUUGUUGCACACAGAGCACAAGAACAUUUUCUUUUAAGCUUUCUAGCUACAUAGCCAGCCACGUAAAAAAACAGAAGUGUGUCAGCACAAAAAACUGAACUUCUUUGCUGUUAGUGCUUCGCAGUGGUUUUCGUGGUUAACUUGAUGAAGCUUUACAGUGCUCAGAAACACCAUAAGAUCAUGUAUGCUAAAAGCCUACCGCUUCUCAGUAGAAAAAAAUAAAAGUAAACAUCCUCCAAUGUUAUUAAAGUACAGCCAAGUCAACCCCAGGAUGCAACAAACCUCCCCGAUCAAAAUGCUUAAUAAGCUGAUUAUGUUCGCCGCACACUACGUUUUGCUUUCUUGUGGCAAGUUUUGUUGCACACAUAGCACAAGAACAUUUUCUUUUAAGCUUUCUAGCUACAUAGUCAGCCACGUAAAAAAACAGACGGCUAACACUUUUUUCUGCUACAUAGCUGCAGUGGUCCUUGUUUUAAGGCAGGCUUAAUGGCAAAGCCAGUACCAUCAAUCUUUCUGACCUCUAGCAUAUCCUCGACGAUGUCUUGUAUGUCAAAGACAGCACUGCUGUUUGUGCCUGCUGAUAAAGUGUCAAGCAGAGCUCCGAAAACCUGUGCCGAGCAGUUUCCAGAUUUUGGGGAUCGUACAAGGUUGUAAAAACUCAAGACAACUUACUGUUGAAAAAAGAAACUGCCCUGAGCUCGGAUGGUCAUUAGUACCUGAAUAUUGCGUUAUGAUGCCAAACAAGUUUUCGAGCUUGUCCCAACGUAGUCUUGACGUCGACAGGUAUUUGAAUCCCACUGAAUAUGUGACUGCAAAAGUGGGAAUGUGCAGCACAUGGUAACACGCAUACCUUCAGCAGUACUUUUGCUUAUGAACCCACUUCCGCAUAUUCUUUUUUAAAGCUCAUUCCCAUUCGCUGAAAAAUGCAAGAAACCCCUUAAGUUCUGUAGCGUCUUGUGAUGAUGGUCUAAGUCCACGUUUUGGGUACCUUGACAUCAUUAUAGCUACCGUAUGAGCCGGCUCGCAAGAUGUUCUGUCGUGGACACUGAAUUUGAGCAGAGUUGUA